This is a messenger RNA of Closterium sp. NIES-67, 1729 nucleotides long. NCBI's taxonomy places the organism in Eukaryota, Viridiplantae, Streptophyta, Zygnematophyceae, Desmidiales, Closteriaceae. The record is from the annotation of a GenBank genome assembly.
AUUUCAGCAUCCUUGUCCGUCCUUCAAUCAGACCUAACAAUACGUACGUCGUAUAAUCAGUUGGAAAAGGCUAGACUUAUAGAGUUAAUCGAGCCGACACUUCUGUCUCAUUAUUCGCGGAUUAGACGCUUGAAUUGCUAUGAUGGCAAGUAGACGCCUUCCAGUAAUCCUCCUCGCGGCAAUUGCUCUCUGCUCGCUCCUGUCGCCCGCUGCGUGCUCCGCCAACCCGUCCACCGCCUUCUGUCAAUCCCUCGUCGCCAAGCCGCGAGCGACGUGCAGCGCGAUCUCCGCAGUCGCCGGCUUCGACCUGAUGGGCCUGCAGGGGCGGUGGUACGGAGUGGCAUCGUCAGCGCAGCAGCAGUUCUCGACAGAGCUCGGAACGUCUUGUAUCGCGUACGACUUCAACCCUGUUUCGCAGCCUGGCAGCAGCAGCCAGCGCUUGCGUCUCACGUCCCGUGGCCUCCAAGCAGCGAGCCCCAUCCAGUCCGCCCAGGUCGCCACCAUCGCCGCCACGUGUGCCUCCAUCGCCCGCCUCCUCGCCUCGCUCUGCUCCGCUGCAGCCGCUCCCAACCUCCCCUCUGGCACCUCCCUCUUUGACCUCUUGCGGCGGGCACAAGCGGCUUUUGGCAGCAGCAGCAGCAGCAGCAGCAGCAGCAGCACCACCACCACCACCACCACCACCACCAGCAUCAGUAGCAGCAGCAGUAGCAGCAGCGGGCCUCUACUACCUCAGAAGCUGGCUGGCGUGACGUCAUCACGCCUCUCCACCAUGUCAGCCUCGUUAAACAGAAUCUCGUUACAAGCAGCUGCGAUACAAUCUACUCUGGAGCGCAUUCUAGCAGUCUUAGGCCAGGCAAACGGAGAGGCUAGUCUUCCGAACGCGCGUGAGCUGAGGUCUCAGCUGGUAGACCUAACCACUUCCCUGCAGAACGCGGCUGGGGGCAUUCAGGGGGAGCGGAAGCAGCUGUGGACGGCUGCCAGAGCGCUGUGGACGUCCCUGGCUGCCAGUGUCCCAGGCGCCAGAAGCCAUGGCGCGGUCAACACGAUGAUCCGAGCCGGCAUGGCAAUGGAGCGGCAUGCAUCCCCCGUGGGCCCCGUGGCGUCCCUGGCAUCGCGCAUCGCCACUCUCGCGCGCCUCUCCGCUGCUCCCAUCAGCGCCCUUGACAGAGAGGCCUUGGAGGUUCCCAGGAGGACCAGCAGCACUGGCGAUAUCUUGAACACUGAUGCUAAGGGUGGGGUAUUCUACGUAGCCUAUCGCUCUCACCCUAGUGUGGAGUACUCCGUGGUAUAUGCGGACAGCAGCACUUCCCAAGGCAACACUGACGUAGUUGUGUUACACACAUGCCAAAGUCACUGCAAGUCUAUUGCUAGUGGCUCAUGUGGCCAGUCUAGAUACAUUGUGCUGUCACGACAGCCAAGCAUAGACACUCACAUUCUAGACAACGUUUCGGAGGGGCUAAAGGACAGAGGGAUCCAUUUGGAAGGGGUAAAUUUGCUGUUACCCACAAACCAGAACCCAAGAGGAUGUUCAGAUUCUUGGGGCCUAAGGCAAGGGCUGGGUGACGUGUCAUUCACCUCCAACAAGGUGUAGAUUUGAAUUUUGCGACGCGAUGUGAAGCGCUCACCUCGAGUGGAAUCAAUAGUAAAUUCAGUAGCUUUCUAUCGUCAUGUGCUGUUAUUGCAAUCAUCGCGCGACAAUACCGAUGUACCCGUUUUUGUCAUAUCGAGU